AUUUGCUUUAUAUGAGCAGUACAACACACAUCUCAAUAAUUACUAGUCUUCUUCUUCAUACGUUUGCAUUUCCUUCCCUUUUCUGGGUUUUCAUUUGAUUUUCAGAUCUACAACCUCCAUUUCCAUGGCUUCAAAGCUAUGAGCUAAUCUAAAUUUUCUGUUUUUGCUUCAGUGGUAGCGUCUAUUAUGCUUUGAACAAAAAAUUUAGAGGGUAGACAACGUUCACUUUCACCAUCUUUCUCUUUCCCUGAAAUUCGACCAUCUUUUCCUUUUUUUGCAAUGGAUGUCUUACACACUGAUCUGUUUACUGCUCCUAUAGAUCUCCUUCAAAUUGUGAUCGAACACAUAUCAUCUGUCUCCUCCCCAGAUGGACAUAGAAUUGAUUUGUUACGUCUGCUUCAAUCUUUACGAGACAGCAGAGACUAUGAAAAUAUUGAAGGAAUCAGAAAUUUUUUCCGAGAAUUUGUGUCGCUUCAGCAAGAGCUUAAGGUGUCCUUUACAGUUCCUAACCGGCAAAUCUUGUCCAAUUUAACUCCUACUCCCAAUUCUAAUGAAGUUGUUGCGGCCUUCAUCAACUUUCUCCUCCUAAUGGUCCAAGUCAUCCUACAUUUUAAGGAAGAUUGGAUUGCUCGUGUAAAGGGUUCGUUCCAAAAUCUCCGGACAGAGCUUGGAUUUCUUAUCAGCUUUCUUGGGGAUACAACAAUGCAUUUGCAGCCCACCAAGACUCUAUUGAUAGAUGUUGAAGAAGUGGUCAACGGGGUAGGAAGUUUCUUGUCUUCCUUCUUUUUGACCAUUGUUGUAUUUAUUCUGAUCAAUAAAGUGAAAAAAGCCCAUACUAGAAUGCCGGAUUUGGGAGUUGUGGUUAAUGAGGUAAGAAGUCUCAUUCUUGAGGAUAUACCAUUGCUAACCACUAAGUUGAAAGCAACGAUAGAUAUUAAAGACCUGCUCCGUGAGAUAGGAAGUUUAUUAGAUUUCUUCAUUUUCACAAAGAAUGAUCAAGUUGUGGAGACAGGAAUCUUGGAUCUUGCUCUUUCUGAUUUGUUAGCAAAUUUUGAGACCUUGAAAACAAAGAUCAAGGAGCACUGCAUCGCAGUCUCAAAGAUGCCAAGUGAUAUGGCUCCAAAGACUGGUGUGGUUUCACUCUUCAUUGUUGAUUCCGUCCUCGACGAUCUCAUGGAUCUGAUAAAUAACAAGUCUGACUCAAUUGUUGUUGUGAAUGAUCAAAUUGUAACGCUCCACGAGGAGCUAAUGUUAUUGGGAUCAUCCAUCACAGAUAUAGCAUUGCAGCACGAAGCAGAACAUGAAGAACUUGUGAUACGGAGCAGAGACAUAGCAUAUGAAAUUGAAUAUGUUAUCAACUCAUUACCUCAUGUUUGGUAUCUUUCUCUCCGACUCCCUCAACUCAUUGUCAAGAUUCGGCUUAUUAUGAUAGCUGUCAAAGAAACGAAGAACAAUGUUGAUGUAGUUAGAAUGUCAAUUGUUUCAAAACAUCCGCAUGAGCUGGUAGAGUCAGAGUCAAAAGAACCUCCCAUUUUGGAAGACGUUGUUGUGGGAUUUGACAAUGUACAAACUGAAAUUGUAGAACAACUUGUUCGAGGAACAGACAAGCGACAAAUUAUUUCCAUCUUUGGGAUGCCUGGACUUGGUAAGACGACCUUGGCAACUAAAUUAUAUAAUCAUCACCAUGUUUUAUACCGUUUUCACAAUCGUGCCUGGUGUACUGUUUCUCAAAUAUAUAAUAAGAAAAAUGUGUUGAUUGAAAUUUUGAGCUCAAUGAGUAACAGUAAGGGGGAUACAUACAUGGAAGAGGAGGAAGAAAGCUUGGUUGAAGAUCUUUACAAAAACUUAAAAGGAAGGCGAUACCCCUUUAGUAACAGUAAGAGGGAUACAUACAUGGAAAAGAAGGAAGAAAACUUGGUUGAAGAUCUUUACAAAAACUUAAAAGGAAGGCGAUACCUCAUUGUGGUAGAUGAUAUAUGGGAUAUCGAUGUGUGGAAUGAUUUGAAAAGAUGUUUUCCAGAUGACAGUAUUGGAAGCAGAAUCUUAUUCACUACUCGAAUUAAAGAAGUGGGUUCGAAAGCUUCACCUUGUAGUGUAAAGGAACUUCCUUUUCUGUCGGAAGUUGAAUGUUGGGGAAUAUUACAAAAGAGAGUGUUCCAAGAUGAAAACUGUCCUCAAAAAUUGCUAGACAUUGGCAAGCAAAUUGCAAAAAACUGUCAUGGCCUACCACUUGCAGUGGUCGUGAUAGCUGGAAUUCUUGCAAACAUGGAAAAGAAAAAGCAGUUGUGGGAAAAUGUUGCAAGAAAUUUAAGUUCAUAUAUAUCCGAAAUAUCAGAGAAGUGCAUCCAAAUAUUGCAACUUAGCUACAACCAUUUACCAUUGCAUUUGAAACCAUGUUUUCUUCACUUCGGAGCAUUCAGAGAAGACAUGGAGAUCCCUGUACGGAGGUUGAUAUCUUUCUGGGUUGCCGAAGGAUUUAUAAAGAAGGAAGAACAUAAGAACAUAGAAGAUGUGGCACGAGAAUAUCUAAUGGAACUGAUUGAUAGGGGCCUAGUACUUGUUGCUGAAAGAAGAUAUGAUGGAGGAGUCAAAACAUGCAAGAUUCAUGAUCUAUUGCGUGAAAUGUGCUUGAAAAUAGCUGAAGAAAAUAACUUUUUGAAGUUUAUCGAACACUAUGAUGAUGAUGAACAAUGGUUCUUCAGUCAAGUAUCAACAUAUCAGCAGCACCAUUGUCUGAGUAUCAGCUCUGGGAAAUUUGCUGAUAGUCCACUACCUUUCGGCCUACACGUACGCUCUCUUCUAUGUGAGUCUUUUAUUACGAAGUUUACCAAAUUAAUCUCAUGCGGCUACAAAGUUCUUAGGGUCUUUAGAGGAAAUAUACAAUAUGGAUUAGAACAUCUGGUUCAGUUGAGGUAUUUGGAAGUUUCACCUAAACUGCCACCAUUGGAAAGGUACCCUUUCCACAAACUAGAAUUUCUUGUUGUGAACAAUGAUGAUGAAGUUGAAAUACCUGAAAUCCUUCUUAAUAUGGUGAGUUUGAGACACAUGCAGUUCUGGGGCGGUGCACACUUCAGUAAAUCUAGCCGUCAGCCAGCAAGUAACAGUAAGAGCUUCCAAAUAAAUAACCUACAAAGUAUUUCUGGACUCAGAAUUUUAGAUGAAAUCGAUGAGAAAAUUUUGAGAUGUUCGCCCAAUCUUCGCAGACUGGAUAGCUGGAUUGGAAAUGGUUCCUUCGACUUCCUUAAUCAGCUUGAAUCACUGAAGCUAGAUAAAGUAUUUCAUUUUUCUCCCAGUCUGAUCAGUUUGCCCUUGAGUUUGAAAAAAUUGAGACUAAGUUUUGUGGAAGCCUCUCGAAAGCAAAUGGAGAUAAUUGGAAGAUUGCCUUACCUUGAGGUUCUCAAAUUAGAACAUGUUGACUUUGGCGGAGAACAAUGGAACACAAGUGAAGAUGAAUUCCCACAACUUAAAUACUUGAAACUUGUAGAUGUAAAAAUUGCAGAAUGGAAUGCCUCAAGUGAGAAUUUUCCGAGACUUGAACGAGUAGUAUUGGAAUAUUGCAGGAAUCUGAAGACGAUCCCUUCCAGUUUAGGUGAUAUUUUAACGUUACAGAAGAUUGAAGUAUAUGAGUGUGCACAAACUAACAUUGAAUCAGCUAAGAAAAUUCAGGAAGAACAAAAAGAGAUGGGCAAUUUGUUUGAUGUCAUAAUCUCGGGAACAUUUGGUGAUACAUUUAGCCAAGGCAUCUGCAGCGCGGCGGACGAUUUGAAACGGGGAAGAAAUUCAGAAGGAUCUUCCUCUUUCUGGUCACAAUUUCCGGGCUCAGUUAACCAUUAAACAUCGAAUUCAACAUCAAUUGGAAUCACCAAGAACCGCCGGCGCCUCUUCCUUCUAUGGUUGCUUUCCUCCUUUACUUUGUUGAUUUAAUCCACACACUUAGGAUGGAUACCACUCAGGUAAGGUUCACAAAGACUCAAGCAAUUGGGGUGGAGAAGAAAUCAUGAAGGAGAUGAAGGCAGAAGAACUCGGCUGGACACGGCAGUUCCUCUAAGUCACGGCUUCAACUUGGACGGGUUCAACUAAUGGACGGUUUCAACAAGGAUGAAAACACCAAUAUAUAUAGUAAGUCAAGUGGCCAACAUAAGGUAAGUCGGGAUAUGGUAAGUAGGGAUAUGGUAAGUAGGCUCGACAAGGGUUAACUUCCAAUGGAAAGAAUCAACAAGCCACAAAGAGUAUUAGCCGUCCAAUAGCACGUGUCCGAGCCACGGGGACAUCUCGGAGAUGAAGAAGAACUGAAGGCUGUCGGAAGAACUGAAAAUCAGAGACAGGAAGAAGAUGUUGAGGAAGAAGUUCCGAGGUGAAGAAGAACUAAAGGCGUGUCGGAAGAAGGCUUGAAGAUCAACAACAGGGAAGAAGAUGUUGAGGAAGAAAACUCUUUUUUUGGGGGAAGAAGUGAAGAGACGUGUGUGGCAUUAUUCCCAAAAAGUUUACUUUCAAUUCAAAUGUAUUGGGCCCCAUAACAUUAAUGACUUCUCCUACUAUCUAUUCGAUUGAUUUUUCUUCGAUUUUACCCUUUAACAAAAAUAAACCAUUGAUUUUGUAUAUUUGUAAUUUCAGCUAAACCUCAAGGACAAAAAUGGGAUUUUCUGAAAUGGUCCCAAGUCACAAUUAAUUGGACUGCCA
This is a messenger RNA of Olea europaea var. sylvestris, 4680 nucleotides long. Its product is annotated as putative late blight resistance protein homolog R1A-10. The transcript has 4 exons. Gene Ontology annotation, molecular function: ADP binding. The record is from RefSeq and is a predicted model, not a curated record. Gene Ontology annotation, biological process: defense response to other organism. Lineage: Eukaryota; Viridiplantae; Streptophyta; Magnoliopsida; Lamiales; Oleaceae. The coding region runs from base 280 to 3834 and encodes 1184 amino acids.